Molecule: messenger RNA, 1867 nt
Organism: Solanum stenotomum
Lineage: Eukaryota; Viridiplantae; Streptophyta; Magnoliopsida; Solanales; Solanaceae
Exons: 5
Coding region: 146-1867 (573 amino acids)
Source: RefSeq, a predicted model, not a curated record
UCAUGACUGCCACAUUUUUAUUCAAUGUCUUAUUCUAGUAGCUUUUGGUGCACUUCCAAAACCAAUCUGGAAGCCACUAACCGAACUCAGUCUAUUCUUUAAAGACUUGUGCUCAACAGUAUUGCGGGAUAAUCAUUUAAGGCAAAUGGAAGAAAAAAUUCCAUUAAUCUUGUGUAAAUUGCAACGAAUAUUUCCACCCGGUCUUUUUUAUUCAAUGGAGCACCUAAUUAUUCAUUUGCCUUUUGAAGCAAGGGUUUGUGGUCCUGUUCAAUACCGAUGGAUGUAUUCAUUUGAAAGGUUCCUAAACAAAAUAAAGAAGACUAUCAAAAACAAAUCUAGAGUUGAAGGAUCUAUUUGCCAAGCAUAUUUGGCUCAAGAAAUCUCAUACUUUGCUUCCCAUUAUUUUGAAUCUCAUGUCCUAUCUAGCAAUAAUAGAGUUGAUCGCAAUGAUGAUUUAAUCACAAAAAAUGCUACUCAACCAACUCUAUCAGUCUUUAAUCUUUCUGGACGAAGUUAUGGAAAGAAAAAGGGCAAUAUUCAGUGGCUAGAUGAUAAAGAAGUUGUUGCAGCACAAUUGCAUGUUCUUAUUAAUUGUGAUAAGGUUAAGCCUUUUCUCAAGUUUGAUCCUCACAAGAUAGUAAUUAAAGGCAUUGCUAGUUGCAUUCGUAGUAAAUUUGAAUAUGCUAAACCCUUAUGGAAGAAGUUUCUAGAAUCUACUCAUGAUAUGUGGUUUGAGGAAUUCAAGAUUGAAAUGUCUAGUUCUACUGCUGCAACAUCUAACACGUCCAAAAGGAGGGCAAGAAAAUCAAUAGCUUCAUCUCGAAGGGUAUGGACUCCAAAAGAGGAACUUACUCUUGUAGAUGGAUUAAAAGAAUUGUGUGUUAAUGGUUGGAGAGGAGAUAAUGGAACCUUUAGACAUGGAUAUUUAAUGGAAUUGGAACACUACAUGAAUUCUCAUCAUCCUAACUUUGGAUUGGAAUCUCUACCACAUGUUGAUUCUAAAAUAAGAGCAUGGAAAAAGAGUUAUGCAACCAUAUCAUUACUAAAAGGUCGAAGUGGUUUAGGAUUCCAAUAUAGUGAUGGAAUUAUCUUAGUUGAUGAUCCAAAAGCUUGGGAUGACUUGAUAAAGGUUGAUCCAAAUGCCAAGUCAAUGGACUUAAGAAAAUGCCAAUUAUUUGCUGACUGGAAAGAGAUAUUUGGCAAGGAUAGAGCUACUGGAGAGUUUGCCGAAGGGCAAGAAGAUACUGUUGAAGAAAUAGAAAGAAUUGAAGCUCAAGAAAUUACUAAUGGCAUGUCUGUGGGAUUUCCUAUUGUUGUUGUCGAAGUAGAUGAUCCUUCAGACACAAGAGAAGAUCAAACUGCUCAAGAGGAACCUAAUGUAUCAACUGGAGCAACACAAAGUCCAUUUACUGCUCAAGUUGAACCUAAUGAAUCAACUGGAGCAGCACAAAGUUCAUUUACAACUCAAAAAGGUGAAACCCACCAAUCUCAGAAACAAGGUAAUAAUUUUAAAGCAUCGUCUUCUAAAGUCAAUGAAAAAGGUAGAUGCAAAAAAAGAAGAACAGUUGAAGAUGAUAAUGAGACUGUUCUUAAAGGUUUGAUGGAGGUGAUGAAACAAUUCACUGAAAGUCAUGAUAAGAGAUUGACUUUUUUAAUUGACAAGCUAGGAAAGCGUAAUCUAUCUGAGAUUCGUGGUAAGAUAUUUUCUAUUAUUGGAUCCUCUACAUUUGAAAUAUACAACUCAGAUGAACGAGUCAAGGCAGCAAUGGGAAUUACUCAAGAUAUAAAGAGGAAGGAAUUCUUCUUAACCAUUAGUGAACUUGAAUGUCACAGUAUGAUAUGGAUGAUUAUUAAUGAUAAGCUUUAA